Molecule: messenger RNA, 369 nt
Organism: Aspergillus chevalieri
Lineage: Eukaryota; Fungi; Ascomycota; Eurotiomycetes; Eurotiales; Aspergillaceae
Exons: 2
Coding region: 1-369 (122 amino acids)
Source: RefSeq, a predicted model, not a curated record
AUGCAGCUCAAACCCCUCGUCGCUCUAUUCCUCACCACCCUCCCGGCCCUCACAGCAGCCCAGCCUCUCUCCACCGACCUUGCCGACCCACAGCAAGCAAUGCAAGCUAAGCCUGUCUUUCCAACUGACAUGGAAACACGCGCCGUCCCUGCGGAGCUCACCUCACUCCCACUGGCUGCUUUGGAGAAACGCCAACUUGAUGGGGAUAUUCUCCUUCCUCUCAUCGAGCUCAUGACGAAGGUGCUGAAAGGAUUGGUACAAGGUGGUGGUAGUGGUCUUGGGGUGGAGCCGGAGGAGGUGCGGGUGAUGUUGGAUGAAUUGAAGAAAAUACGGAAUGAACAGCACAAGGGUACCAUGGCUUCUUCCUAA